GUUUGGGCCUCCUUUCUGAUUGACUCCUUUCUUCUGGAUACCUACUCCGUAUAUAUCGUUCUUCUUGUAUAGAACAGAUCAUUCCAGUUCUCCAUACCGCGCCUGAGAAGCUCCAUUUACAUAUCCACGACAACCAUGAAGAUCAAUCCCGCCCCUCUCCAUCUGGCACAAGCCAUUAUCAUCGGCCUCUGCGCUGCGCUCAGUGUCGCCAUUCUGGGUACCUCAGCACACACCCUCGAUGUCUUCAACAAACAGCAGAGUUCGAAUCCAUGGUGGUUGCCCCUAUGGCCACAGCACUUUGACGUCGCUGGUACAAAAGCGCUGAUCGGAAGCGCUGCAUCGGUCUUCGUGCUCUCAACUGUGUUCCUCGUCCUCGCUUUGGUUCCUUCUUUCAACCUCGUCAACCGUCCCACCCUCCGUGCCCUCCUCGCAAUCGGAACGACAAUCCCCUCCGCUCUCGUCACCCUCGUAACCGUCAUCUACGCCCACAUCCUCAACAACGACACCCCCGAGCUUGACACUAUCCAGACCUGGACCUGCAAGUAUAAGAAUAGCCAGCCCUUACAGCAGGAUCUGGGCAUGCCAGCGAACAUGGGGAACGGCAGCUUUGGAAGCUUGUGCAAGCAGAGUAAAUUCGCGCUAUAUGGCACUCUGACCGUAUUCCUUCUUCUCGUCGCGAGCUUUGGUCUUACGAUUGUGACGUGGUUAGCCGAUAAGUGGGCUACGCGACAGAACAGGAAGGAGAUGGAGAUGAGCGGUCAGCAAUCCUAACCACUCUUUGCCAUCGACACAUGCGGAUUCCUUGGAAUAGGAUGACACACAUGCAAAAGCCGUUGCACGUCGCCUAGUGUUUAUGUAUGCGGAACUGCAUCAGCUGCCAGGCCGGCUCGCGGCGCGAAAACCAGGCGAGGGUAAUGGAGGAUGAAAUGGCUGUUACAGACAGACCAACGACGCAAUGCUUA
Lindgomyces ingoldianus is the source of this 962-nucleotide messenger RNA. RefSeq lists its product as uncharacterized. The record is from RefSeq and is a predicted model, not a curated record. The transcript is spliced from 3 exons. Lineage: Eukaryota; Fungi; Ascomycota; Dothideomycetes; Pleosporales; Lindgomycetaceae. The coding region runs from base 136 to 771 and encodes 211 amino acids.